AAUACCAAGAAGACCAAUGUACAGGCCCAUUCACCGAUCCGGGUCGUGUACGCCAACGACGGCGGUGUGAUGGUGUACUGCGGAGUGAUGACCCAUGGGGUGGCGAAGAAGGAGCACAAUGUCGGCGGGCAAGAGUCGUGGAUUGGAGACAAAGGGUUCAAAAUUUGUCUUAGGCCUGAGGUCCGCGGCGAUGGUGGUUGAGCGAGGAUUGGGCAUGGUAUGCGUACUAUCUGUGGCGUGGCGGUUCUGGUACCAGGUCAAGGUAGCAGUGCUUGGAAAAAGAGGUGUAUGGGUGCAGAUCCGGGGGGCUUUCGUAUCGACUUCUGUUGUGUAAGUUUUGAAUAUAUGUAGCAAUCUCCACUCGUCAUAUAGUUGUGGCUGCUUACCUAAAUCACUGGCAUACAAGGCUC
This is a messenger RNA of Aspergillus brunneoviolaceus CBS 621.78, 410 nucleotides long. RefSeq lists its product as uncharacterized. The record is from RefSeq and is a predicted model, not a curated record. The transcript has a single exon. Bases 95 to 334 code for a protein of 79 amino acids. NCBI's taxonomy places the organism in Eukaryota, Fungi, Ascomycota, Eurotiomycetes, Eurotiales, Aspergillaceae.